Branchiostoma belcheri (Belcher's lancelet) is the source of this 615-nucleotide messenger RNA. RefSeq names its product 60S ribosomal protein L21-like. The record is from RefSeq and is a predicted model, not a curated record. Lineage: Eukaryota; Metazoa; Chordata; Leptocardii; Amphioxiformes; Branchiostomatidae. Gene Ontology annotation, cellular component: ribosome; cytosolic large ribosomal subunit. The transcript has 5 exons. Gene Ontology annotation, molecular function: structural constituent of ribosome. Gene Ontology annotation, biological process: translation. The coding region runs from base 90 to 572 and encodes 160 amino acids.
CAACAGCAAAUUUUACCUGCACGGAUGUUGAUCACGUGACCCCCAUGCUCGUCCUUUUUUGACGGCGGCCAUCUUGAGAAAGCUGAAAGAUGACGAACGGCCAUGGUUAUCGCCGCGGUACGCGGUAUAUGUUCAGCCGCAAAUUCAGGGCACGUGGUCCGAUCCAUCUGUCCACCUACCUCCAUGUCUACAAGCGCGGUGAUAUCGUGGACGUCAAGGGCACGGGCACCGUGCAGAAGGGCAUGCCUUACAAGGCCUACCACGGUCGCACGGGGCGGAUCUUCAACGUCACAAAUCACGCUGUUGGUGUCAUCGUCAACAAGAGAGUAGGGAACCGCAUCAUCCCGAAGCGCAUCAACCUGCGUGUGGAGCACGUGAAGCACUCCCGCUCCAGGGAGGACUUCCUCAAGCGCGUCAAGAAGAACGAUGAGUUGAAGAAGAAGCACAAGGAAACCGGCGUCUACAAGAACUUGAAGAGAGAGCCCGUUGGACCCCGCCCAGGUCACAUGGUACGCACCGCCAACAACGUGCCCCAGCUGGUGGAACCCAUCCCAUACGAGUUCAUCGCAUAGUUCUGACACGUCUUGGAGAUAUAAUAAAAACAGACAAACCUUU